This is a messenger RNA of Phytophthora sojae, 1404 nucleotides long. RefSeq lists its product as hypothetical. Lineage: Eukaryota; Oomycota; Peronosporomycetes; Peronosporales; Peronosporaceae. The transcript has 3 exons. Gene Ontology annotation, biological process: protein phosphorylation. The record is from RefSeq and is a predicted model, not a curated record. Gene Ontology annotation, molecular function: protein kinase activity; ATP binding. The annotation marks the transcript as partial.
CUGACUGGCAAUCCGCUCUCAUCGCGAGGUUUUACAAACGAUCAGGCUGAAUUCUUGAACAGUUUGGAGACGUUGGGACUAUCUGAGUCCGACUUUAGCGCCGACGUGGAUUGUGACGACACGUACCAAACGAAGAUUGGAGACGCCACCGUGUGCAUUACCGAUGGAGUACCAACUACUACUGACACUACGAGUGCUACAGCCAGCGCGAGCACAUCGUCAUCUUCGUCGUCUACCAGCUUGAUCGUUGGGAUCGUUUGUGGAGUGUUGGUGGCGGCAUUUGCAGCGUUCCUCUUCAUCAUCCACCGGAGGAAAGAGGAAAAGAAGAUCGAGUGCUCAAUAGCAAGCGAUACCGUCGGAUACAGCAGCGACCACUUCUCGUCUACAGACAAUUGGCACCAGCAGCUACAGUCACGUGGACGAUUCACUUUCGAUGACGUUGAUGUGAUCAUUCCGAGGGGCUCCAGCGAUGUUUCUUUGGGGGUUCCGACUAUGACUCACGAGAACGAACCGCAGAGAUUUAUGUCGAUCUGGAACGAUUUGGAACUUCUGUCGCUACAGCUACGCGCGGCAGCGAUUAAGGACCUCAAACCUCUUGGUACUGGAGCCUACGCCACCGUUUGGCUCGUUCGCUACAGGAAUUUACAGCUUCUCGCCUCAAAGCGACUGAAACCUGAACGACGCACCAAGAAACACACGGCCGCGUUUGUGGAGGAAAUCAAGCUGAUCGCCCGCUUCGACCACCCAAACCUCGUGAAGCUCAUCGGAGCGGCGUGGACAGUUGAAACGGAUCUGCAGAUGCUGCUCGAGUACAUGGAAGCAGGCGAUCUCCGUCGGUACUUGGCGGACCCGGAUACCCCCAGCGGCUGGACGACCGUUAAGUUCAACAUCGCGAUCGAUAUCAUCGAAGCGCUCGUGUACUUGCACUCGUUCCAGCCGCCGCUAGUGCACCGUGACCUCAAGUCGAAGAAUGUUUUGCUCUCUUCCGAUAUGGAGGCCAAGUUGAGUGACUUUGGUACGUCGCGCUUCAGGUCUUCCGAUAAAACAAUGACAGGAGGAGUGGGUACAGGUCGGUGGUUGGCCCCCGAGGUCAUCCGUGGCGACUCGGACUACGGCCCAGCAGUCGACAUCUACAGCUUUGGCACGCUUCUCACCGAGUUGGACACCAACCAGAUCCCGUACGACAACGUCCGCGCGUCAAACGGUAAAUUGAUGUCGGACCUGACCAUUCUGCACCGAGUGGCGACUGGAAGGCUGCACCCCAAGCUUCGAUCCACGUGUGGGAAGGCGUUGAGGGACCUGGUGGAGCGAUGUCUGCUUGAAGACCCGGCCAAGCGCCCCACGGCUCCUGCCAUCGCGUACGAGCUGCGCGUGAUUCAGCAGGACAUGGCUUCGACGACAUGA